AUUAGUCAAAGGGGUUUUAGUCAUAUAAAAAACGAUUGCAAUCAUUAGUUGAUUACAUAAUAUUCAAACAUUUAAAUCAAUUAUUAUUAUUAGACAACAUUUAAUCGAUACAUAUGAUCAUUUAGCAUUAAAAACAACAACAAAAGAAGAAAAUACAAUGGUACAAUAUUGUGCAUAGCAACAGUUAUGUAAUAUUUAACUAACUAUAACAAUGUUACCAUGUAUAUUCUAUAUUUUCAAUGGUCAGAUAAUAAAUUAAUACCAGGAAAACUUAUUUCCUAAAACAUAAAUGCAUUUAGAAUAUUUUACAAUUGAAUGGAUUCUAUCAAAUAUAAUCUGGUUUAUUAUUAUUCUUUUAAAUCAUUUACAAUUCUAUUAUCAUUAUUUUAUUUAUAUUCAAUUUAUUUCAUUUAUUAUUGCUAAUCAUUUAUUACAUAAUAAUCAUAAUCCAACUAUUCAAUCAAUUCAUGAUUCAAUUAUUAAUUUCAAUAAUAUAAAUUCUAAUCUAUUCACUAUUCCUUAUUAUAAUUUAACUUAUACUAUUACAGAAAAUCAACCAAUUAAUUAUUUUAUUGGACAAAUUAAUAUUGAUUUAUUAAAAACAAUUAAAAUCAAUAAAUCAUCAAAAUUAUUUCCUAUUUUAUAUAAUACAUCAAAUAAAAUCAAUAUAUUUUAUAAAUUACAAAAAUCAUCUGAUUAUAUUUCAAUAAAUGAAACAACAAGUGUCUUAGUAACAAAAAAUUUCAUUGAUUUAGAAACAUUAUGUCCAUAUUAUUGCCAUGGCAACAAAUAUUAUGCUGAAUUAAUGAUUAAUGUAAAUAUAUGGUGCUAUAAUAAUAAUAAUAAUAAUCAUAUAAUUAGUAUUAUUAAUAUUAAAUUAAUCAUUAUUGAUAUCGAUGAUAAUUCACCAAUAUUUCCAUUAAAUUUAAUAAGACCCUAUAAAAUUCAAUUAAAAGAAGUGAUUUAUGGGAUUGGAAAAUCCAUUGAAUUACCUAAAGCAAUCGAUAAAGAUAUUAAUCCAAUUUAUUCAGAAAUAGUAUAUCGUAUUGAUCCAUUAUUACCAAUUGAUCGAUUAUUGAUUUUUAAUACAUUUCAUUUAAUGAUUGAUCAUGAUUCACGUUUAUUACUUAUAAUAAAACAUGAUUUAGAUUAUGAAUUAAUAAAAGAAUAUAAAUUUUAUUUAAUUUGUUCAUCACCAAAUAUUCAAGGAUUAAAUUAUACAUUUAAAUCAACUAUAGAAGAUCGUUUAGAAAUUAUUAUAGAAGUAUUGAAUAUUAAUGAUAUAGAACCAAUGUUUUCACAAACAAUCUAUGAAAUAGAAGUAAUGGAAAAUAGUAAAGUGAAUACAGUUAUAUAUCAAUUAGUUGCUACUGAUAAAGAUAUCAAUUCUACUAUUACAUAUACCAUGGAAACUAAUAUUGAUUUGAAUAAUACAUCAAAAUUUUUAAUUCAAUCAAAUGGUCAAGUGAUAAUUAAAGAGCAAUUAGAUUAUGAACAAUGUAAUUUAUAUAAUUUAAUAGUACGUGCUAAUGAUGGUGAAUUUUAUGCAUUUACUCAAUUAUUAAUUAAAAUUAUAGAUGUCAAUGAUGAAUUACCAGAAUAUUUAUUAAAUCCAUUACAAUUAAUAAUCAAUGAAAAUCAACCAGCUAAAACAUUCAUUGGUCAUCUUCUUAUUAUUGAUCGGGAUAGUCCAAAAGUGAAUGGUCAAGUACAUUGUGAAGAACCAUCACAUUUAAUAAGAAAUCAACCUAUUCUAUUUGUACAAGAAUCACUUUAUUUAAAUGAACAAACAUUAUCACAAAAAGAAUUUCAUCAUCAUCAUCAUCAUCAUAAUAAUAAUAAUAAUAAUAACUAUUCUACAAUAUUCUCAACCUUGUCAUCAUCAUCGUCAUCCUCAUUAUCGUCUUCAUUAUCAUACUCAAAUACUGAAACUCAUGUUUAUCAACGUUUUACAUUAUAUAGUCAAAAUAUAUAUGAUCGUGAAAAUCUUACUGAUAAAUAUUUGGCUAUUUUAUAUUGUUGGGAUGGUAUUAUUAAUUCCUUUAGUAAUUCCCCUUUAUCAGGUGAAUAUGAUAAUAAACAUAUAUCAAUGAAUUCAAUGUCAUCAUCUAACAGUCUAACAGCUACAAUGACUAUUGUUUUACAUAUAUUAGAUGAAAAUGAUAAUGAACCAAUAUUUGAUAAACAAUUAUAUAAAGCUACACUUAAAGAAAACUCUCCUAUAAACACUAAAAUUAUUAAAAUGCAUGCUACAGAUAAGGAUGUAGGAGAAAAUGCACAAAUUUACUACAGUCUACAAAAGAAUGAGCUCAUUACACAUUACUUUAAAAUAGAUCCAAUAUCUGGUUGGAUUUUCAAUUCAGUUGAAAUAGAUCGUGAAGCACAGUCAAAAUUUAAAUUAACAAUUCUAGCUAUUGACGGUGGUUUUCAAACAUUAAAUAAUCCAUUAUAUUCAUUAUCAAACAAUAAUACAAUACAUCAUACAGCUACAACACAAUUACUUAUUCAUAUAUUAGAUGAAAAUGAUAAUGCACCUGAAUUUCAUGGUCCAAGACAAUUUGCAAUUGAAGAAAAUCAACCAGCAAAUACAUGGAUUGGUGAUCUACAAGUCAUUGAUAAAGAUGAAGGAUUAAAUGGUGAAAUAACAUUGAAAUUAUGGUUAAAUGAAAAUAUUGAUACUAAAUUAAGAAGUAAUACUACUGAAUUAGUUACUGAUCAUGAUGUACCAUUUCAUUUAUUAAAUAAUGGAAGUUUAUUCACACGAAAAUCAUUGGAUAGAGAGAAUCAAUCUCAUUAUUGUUUCGAAGUGAUUGCCUACGAUAAUGGUCAAGAUAAAACUUAUUCUACAAUAGAUACAAUUUGUAUACGUGUACUUGAUUUAAAUGACAACAAACCAUAUUUUAUUGAAAUUAUAGGAGAAUAUUAUGAUCUAAAUAAAACAUCUAUGAAUCAAUCACUGACUACAAUCAAUUCAACCUCUAAGAAUCUUAAUAUGACUGAAUUAAUAAACAUGUCACAGAUCAUCUCUUCAAUACAUCUAUCUAUUAAUGAAAAACCAGGUUAUUGUAUAUGUAUUAUUAAAGCAUUUGAUAUAGAUGAAGGUAAUAAUGCCUUAAUACAUUAUAAUAUAAAACAAUACUAUUUAAAUAGAACUAUUAAAACAAUGAAAGAUAUUACUAUAUUUGAUGCAUUGAAAUUGGAUACAACAAAUGGACGUUUAAUAUUAACUAAAAAUUUAUAUCAAUAUGAUAUUGGUAUUUAUCAAUUCAUAGUGAUUGUUAAAGAUCAUGGAAACCCUGUACAAAAAUCUGAAAAAAUCAUUCAAUUAAUUAUUGAAGAUACACCAGCUCGUGGAAAUUGGUUACUUCCAGAAAUGAUUCAACAACACAAUACAUCUUUUAGUAAUUUUAAUUAUACCCUAUUAGAAGCGCAUAAAAUUUUCAUAGUUAUAUUAUUAUCUGGUAUAUCAACAUUUAUAGCUGCUUUAUUAAUUAGUAUUAUUCUAUGUUUGAUCAAACCAUGUCGAAACAUCCAAAUGAAUUGUUCAACUAAAUGGCAUUAUAAUAGUAUAUGUAAUAAUAAUAAUAAUAAUAAUAAUAAUAAUAAUAAUAAUAAUAAUAAUAAUAAUAAUAAUAAUAAUAAUAAUGUUACUAAUCUUUAUACAAAAGAAUUUAAUGAAACACUCUUCAAUCAUAACCAUAACAAGAGAAGAAUUGAUCACAUAGAAACAAUGAACAAUAUUUACAAGUUUAGUUUAUAUAAUCAACAAUGUGAAAACCAACCACAGCAACAACAACAACAACAACAACAAUCUGAUCACUUGAAUAGUUAUACAUCAGGAGGAAAUGUUGAUAGUUCAUUUGAUAAUAUUUCAUUGUAUACUAAUUAUCAGAAUCAAGAUCCACAUCAAGAUCCUAAUCAUGAUCAUGAUCAAGAUCAUGAUAAGAAGUUAUUUAUGACUAAUGAUUGUUCAAGAAUAGAUUAUAUAAAAAAUUAUUUUAUACCAUAUUAUAAUUUAAUUGAAACAGAUACAUAUUGUAAUCAUAUGAAUAUUAGUAAUCAAACUACAUGUACAAUGAAUGUAAAUGCUAAUGAACAAGAAUUAAAUAGGAAUGAUGAAAUUCAACCAGUAUUUAUUGAAAGUGUUUUAACACCUUUGAAUAUAAUUAAAAAUACAUUUCAACAACCUGAAUGGAAUUCACUCAUUUUAGAAUUACCACAAAAUGACUGUCAACAAAUAUUGUUAAAUACAUCCAUGGAUGACAAACAAUUGAAAUGUUCUUUACAUUUACCACAACAAUUAAAUUGUAAUACUCAACUAUACGAUUCAUCUAUAAUGUCGAUUCCAUCAGUUUCAUUAGCAUCUUUGAAUAAUUCUACGAUGAAACCUGAUCUUAUUUUACUUCAAUGUACAAAUACCCUACCUAUUUCUUCAACUUAUUAUAUACAAAAUGAUAGAUCUGUUUCAUUAAAUCCCACUUCUAUGUCCAAUACAGCUGUACUAUUGGAUCUUAAUACAACCAGUUUAAGGAAUCCUAAGUCAGUGAAUAAAAGGAACAUAGAUUGUAGUGUACAAAAUAUUAUUACUCCAAUUGCUAGUGAAGAACAACGUUCAGAUAGUGGUCGAGGAGCAAGUGAUGAAGAAAAUUCCAAUCGAAUUCAUUUAAAUAAUAAAGAUUCGAUUUUGCCAUCAUUAAUCCAUUCAACUGAACAUAAUAAAACUAAUCAAGUAUCUGUACAUUCAACAAAAUGUUUAGAGGAUUUUCUAGUCCAAUGAAAUCAUAAGCUGCUUUGUUCUACUCAAUAUUGGGCAUUUUACCGACAGUCCAUUAUACAAAACUCUCUUCAAGAAGAAUAUAUUUAUUCAAAUCAUCUUUAAAAAUGACAUAAAACCUUGAAAUCAUUUUAUUGAGAGAAUAACCUUAUAAUUAAUCAUAUCGAAUGUUUCAAUCUGUGUUUCCAAAGGUAACUGUUAAAAUAAAUAUUUAGAAGUCAC
Schistosoma margrebowiei is the source of this 4996-nucleotide messenger RNA. The record is from the annotation of a GenBank genome assembly. Lineage: Eukaryota; Metazoa; Platyhelminthes; Trematoda; Strigeidida; Schistosomatidae.